Molecule: messenger RNA, 1392 nt
Organism: Colletotrichum karsti
Lineage: Eukaryota; Fungi; Ascomycota; Sordariomycetes; Glomerellales; Glomerellaceae
Exons: 5
Coding region: 1-1392 (463 amino acids)
Biological process (GO): cellulose catabolic process
Cellular component (GO): extracellular region
Molecular function (GO): cellulose binding; hydrolase activity, hydrolyzing O-glycosyl compounds
Source: RefSeq, a predicted model, not a curated record
AUGUCUGCACGAUCGCUUCUCGCCGCCGCUCUUCUGGGCAGUGUUGCUCUUGCUGUUCCCAUCGAGGAAAGACAGUCUUGCGGAGCUGCCUGGUCGCAAUGUGGUGGCACCGGCUGGACUGGCCCUACAUGCUGCGCUUCUGGCAGCAGCUGUGUCGUCAACAAUGCGUGGUACAGCCAGUGUAUCCCCGGCGCCGCUGCUCCCCCGAGCUCAACCGCUGUCGUCACUCCUUCUCGGACAUCGUCUACCGCUGCCGGCGUCACAACUACCGCCAUUAGCUCCGGCACCACUCCGGUCCCGACUGGGGGCGCUACUUACACCGGCAACCCCUUCGUCGGCGUCGAUCUCUAUGCCAACUCCUACUAUGCUUCCGAGAUCUCGACUUUGGCUAUUCCAUCCCUGAGCCCUGCUCUGGCCACCGCUGCCGCCAAGGUUGCGAAGGUCCCUACCUUCAUGUGGAUGGACACCCGAGCUAAGGUCCCCUUGGUCGACGCCACCUUGGCCGAUAUUCGCAAAGCGAAUCAGGCUGGUGCCAACUACGCCGGUGAAUUCGUCGUCUAUGAUCUCCCGGACCGCGACUGCGCCGCAGCUGCGUCCAACGGCGAGUUCGCUAUCGCAAAUGGUGGCGUGGCCAAGUACAAGGAGUACAUCGAUGCCAUCCGCACCAUGAUUCUCAAGUACUCUGACAUUCGCAUCAUUCUUGUUAUUGAGCCUGACUCCCUUGCCAACCUCGUCACCAACCUGAACGUCGCCAAGUGCUCUGGUGCCCAAGCUGCUUAUCUCGAGUGCACCAACUACGCUGUCACCAAGCUCAACCUUCCAAACGUCGCCAUGUACCUGGAUGGUGGCCACGCGGGUUGGCUCGGCUGGCAAGCCAACCUCUCUCCGGCUGCCCAGAUGUACGCGAAGGUUUUCAAGGAUGCCGGUAGCCCCAAAGCUCUCCGUGGACUGGUCACCAACGUCGCCAACUACAAUGCUUGGAGUGUCAGCUCCCCUGCCCCUUACACUCAAGGCAAUUCCAACUACGACGAGAAACACUACAUCGAGGCCAUCUCCCCUCUUCUCAAGGCCCAAGGCUGGGACGCCCAGUUCAUCGUCGAUCAGGGCCGCUCCGGCAAGCAGCCUACCGGUCAAGAGGCUUGGGGUGAUUGGUGCAACGCCAUCGGCACUGGUUUCGGCCCGCGCCCGUCCACCAACACGGGCUCUUCACUCGUCGACGCGUUCGUCUGGGUCAAGCCUGGUGGCGAGAGUGACGGUACCUCUGACACCACCGCGGCCCGUUACGACUUCAACUGCGGCAAGAGCGACGCCCUCAAGCCCGCCCCCGAGGCCGGCACGUGGUUCCAGGCCUACUUUGAGCAGCUCCUCAAGAACGCGAACCCUGCUUUCUAG